AUGAUUGAUAAUGAUUGACAGAGCGGCACAUUAAAGGUCCAGUUCAGCAUCCAUUUAAGCGCUUUUUAAUCUGACUUGUUGCUUUGAUUUCAGUGGAAAAUGAGGACGGUAUUUGCUGUCCCACUUUUUCUUUUUCUCACGAUGGCGUUCCUUGGACAAGGAAUGGGGGUGGAACUUCCUGACCCGCCAGCCGUGGACUGUGAGUGGAGUCGCUGGUCUGCGUGGAGUGUUUGCCAUCCCUGCACGUCAACACGAAGGCGUUCUCGAAGCGCAGUCGUUUUCGGCCAGUUUGGCGGUGAGUCCUGCCAGGGAUCGAUCGGCGAGCGAGAGGCUUGCGUAAAUGACACGGGAUGCCAAGAAGCGCCACGUCCCGUGUGCUCAGACACAGAGUUCCAGUGCCAGUCAGGCUCUUGCAUCAUGAAGAGGCUGAUGUGCAACAGCGACUACGACUGUGAAGACGGAUCCGACGAGGACUGCGAUCCCGUGCGGACACCGUGUGGCGCCACCGUCCUGGAGAACAACGAGCAAGGCAGGACGGCAGGAUACGGAAUCAACAUCUUGGGUGCCGACCCCCGAAUGAACCCCUUCAAUAACGACUACUUCAAUGGCAGAUGUGACCGAGUACAGAACCCGUACACUGGACGCUACGACAGACUUCCAUGGAACGUUGGCGUGCUCAACUACCAGACACUUGUGGAGGAAGUAGUCUCUAGGGAAAUCUACGAGGACACGCACAGCCUGCUGAGAGAAAUCCUGACUGAGAUGACGGGCAAAGUGGACGUGGGACUUUCCUUCAAGUUCAGCCCAAGCGAGGAGUCCAUGUUGUCAAACGCACCUCCCGGCGUGGCGUUGGAGUACCAGUACGAGAAGAAAGCCAUGAUCAGAGAGGUCUCAGAGUACACCAACGUCAAGAACAAGAGCUUCAUGAGGGUGAAGGGCAGGAUCCAGUUGAACACCUACAGGCUUCGUUCCCGUGAGCUCCAAGUGGCCGAUGAGUUCCUGGAGCACGUGAGGUCUUUGCCCGUGCAGUACGACAAGGCCGUCUACUUUGCCUUCCUGGAGGACUACGGAACCCAUUACACCCGAAACGGGAAGGCCGGUGGAGAAUACGAGUUGGUCUACGUGCUCAACCAGGACGCCAUCAAGGCCAAAAAUUUGACAGAGCGGAAGAUUCAAGAAUGCGUGAAAUUGGGAAUCUCAGUAGAUUUUGGUGGCAGCGCUCCUAGUGGUGGGAAAGCUCACUUGAAGGAUGACAAGUGUAAAGAUGUAGCCACAAGUCUCCAAGAUGAGACGGCUGGUAAAGCGCUGGUGGAUAAGGUGAUGACCUCCGUCAAAGGGGGCACCCUGGAGAGCGCCGUCGCCAUGAGGGCCAAGCUCAACAAGGACGGCGUGAUGGACGUCCAUACCUACCAGGCGUGGGCUCGCACCAUCGCCAACGCCCCGGCGCUGCUCCACAGCGAGGCACAUCCAAUUUACACGCUGGUUCCGUUGGACAUGGCGGACGCCAACGCCAGGAUGGCCAACAUGAGGCGUGCCACGGCAGAGUAUGUGGCGGAGUACAGCGUGUGUAAGUGUAAACCUUGCCAGAACGGCGCCACCGUCACGCUGCUGGAUGGAAGGUGUGUGUGUCUCUGCCCUCACCUCUUUGACGGCCGGGCCUGCCAGAAUUUUAAAGGCGACAAAGCGGAGCACACAGGUACAAGACCCACAGUCCACCAAGAGGGCAACUGGUCUUGUUGGUCCAGCUGGUCCGACUGCACGGGUGGGAAGCGCAACAGGACACGGGGAUGCAAUACAGACGGACUCCUGGGGGCCGUCUGUAGGGGGGACACCAGCGCUGAAGAGUACUGCUGAUCCUUACAUGAAGUAUAUCAAGUACCACCUGUAUGCUUUAUCUCUCACUACUAUGACUACUACUCCCACUUCACUCAGACUCACACCUGCUGGUUAGUCAUGCUGUCACACCUCUAAUGCCUCCAUUAUUCAUCAUACUACUCCUCUAGUACAGUAGUACCUCGCAUAACGUAAACCUCCUUUUACGUAAAUUCCACUGAACAUAAAGAAUUGAUGUAAAGUUUUUGCAUCUUAUUACAGAAGAAAUUCCAUAUAACGUAAGUUAUCGUCAAGUCGGUGAAAGUUCAGAAAUUCGAUUUGAAAACUGUAGCUCGUGCAACAGAGAGAGAGAAACAUUUUCCAUGACUAACGGAGUACACUUGGUGACGCCUUCUGACGCUUCACGCUCUCAUUGGCUGAUUAUCGGGGCACCGCCUACGCUCUCAUCUCAUUGGCUGACUUAUACAGCGCGUACGUGAGUUUGUGUGAGAGACAAGCUUCUCUCGUCCUCAUCAUAGUCGCCCUUAAACUAGUUCGCACGCAUUGAAAUCUCUUCUUCAUUUUUUUACCUUUCUUGUGUUAAAUUUACCGUAAUCAUGGGUCCUAAACCAAGUGGAAGUGAGAAGAAAAAAAGGGAAAAGUUGUCGAUCGAAACAAAGCAGGAAAUGAUCCAGAAGUAUGAAGGUGGUAUGAAAUUAAGUGAUGUUGCUAGACUGUGCUAACGUUUUCUUAUAUUUUCCCACCAUAUGUGGUGGACUUUGAAUAUUUUGAAGUGCCAAACGUGUGAGUUUGGGAAGAUCUUGAAACGGAUUAGGCUAUUCACAUGUAUUUUACGCUUUGUAUAACAUAACAUAAAAUCCCUAUAACAUAAAGGUUCUUGGAAUGGAUUAUUUACGUUGUAGGGGCAUCUACUGUACUACCAAUAAUACUCCUCUAUUACUACUCCUCUAUUACUACCUAUAAUACUCCUCUAUUACUACUGAUAAUACUCCUCUAUUAAUACUCAUCUAUUACUACUACUAAUAAUACUCAUCUACUACUACCAAUAAUACUCAUCUAUUAAUACUCAUCUAUUACUACCAGUAAAAAUACUCAUCUACUACUACCAAUAAUACUCAUCUAUUACUAUUAAUAAUACACAUCUAUUGCUGCCAAUAAUACUCAUUUAUUGCGACUAAUAAUACUCAUCUAUUACUACCUAUAAUACUCAUCUAUUACUACUAAUAAUACUCGCCUAUUACUAUUAAUAGUACUCAUCUUUUACUACCAAUAAUACUCAUCUAUUACUACAUAUACUACUCAUCUAUUACCACUCAUCUAUUACUACUAAUAAUACUAAUCUAUUACUAUUAAUAAUACUCAUCUAUUACUACUAAUAAUACUCCUCUAUUAUUGGUAAUAGUGGUCUAUUAUCGGUAAUACUGGUUGGUCUAUUAUUGGUAAUAGUGGUCUGUUUUUGGUAACAGUGGUCUGUUAUUGGUAAUACUGGUCUAUUAUUGGUAAUAGUGGUCUGUUAUUGGUAAUACUGGUCUAUUAUUGGUAAUAGUGGUCUAUUAUUGGUAAUAGUGGUCUGUUAUUGGUAAUAGUGGUCUGUUAUUGGUAAUACUGGUCUAUUAUUGGUAAUAGUGGUCUAUUAUUGGUAAUAGUGGUCUGUUAUUGGUAAUAGUGGUCUGUUAUUGGUAAUACUGGUCUAUUAUUGGUAAUAGUGGUCUGUUAUUGGUAAUAGUAGUGAUAGAGGGGGCAGUGUCCAGACUAUUCCAGCAACUGUAUACUUUGUUGCACAAUAAAUGUGAAUACAUCAACUUUGAUCAUUAGAAUGAUUGAAAGAUUUGUGAGUAAAAGUCACAGUGGGACAGGAAACUAAGAAUGCAUCUUGAUGAAAGCACAAGAGUAAAUGGGUCACAUGUAGCUUUACUGUUUGAUGUAUUUGAUGAUGAAAUGCACAGUAAACUUGAUGGAACAACUCUUAACAA
Messenger RNA from Dunckerocampus dactyliophorus (ringed pipefish), 3806 nucleotides. It is a transcript of the gene c9, whose product is annotated as complement component 9. Bases 100 to 1854 code for a protein of 584 amino acids. Gene Ontology annotation, molecular function: protein binding. Gene Ontology annotation, cellular component: membrane attack complex. The record is from RefSeq and is a predicted model, not a curated record. Gene Ontology annotation, biological process: immune response. The transcript is spliced from 11 exons. Lineage: Eukaryota; Metazoa; Chordata; Actinopteri; Syngnathiformes; Syngnathidae.